ACAUAUUCAUAAAAUAAAAUAAGGGGAGCUGCGGAGGCGGAGCCCUAUCCUAGGGAUUAGUUUAUGGUUAUAUGUGAAUAUAGGUUUUGUGGAAUCUUUACAUAAGGUACAGUGACUAGUCCUUAUACUCAUUAUAUUAAGUGCAAAGGAUUAGUCAGGAGUGUCAAUAACCAGCAAAUUGGUUAUCGUUUGAGAAAACUGUAUCUUGUGAAUUUUCCUAUGUUGGAGUUUGCUGAGUUCUCAACAAACUCAAAGAUUUAUAAAAUCUGAAGUGUAUCAACGAAAUGUUAAGGCCUAUAAUUCCGAAAUUAAAUGAUUUUAUACUUGUAACUUCAGGACAGAAGAAAUGGAUCCUUGGACAGUAAUCUACAUAUCCAAAGCCCAAGUUGAUUCACAAUUCAAAUGUCGUAUUUGCUUGAAACACUACAGUAUCAAUGAAAGAGCCAGCCGUUUGGUUUGUAGCCAUAUCUUCCACGAGGCCUGCAUCACCCAAUGGCUCCAGCGGGAAUAUACGUGUCCCAUGUGCCACAUGCAGAUUAGACCAGAAGUGGAGGUGACUAUUGAAGAUAACACUGUUGGAGUAGACAAUAUAGUGACAUUGUUAAGUAAAGCAUACCACUAUGUAUUUAAUAAACCCGACCACCCAGAUGGGGAGAAAAUGACAGAGAAUGAGGAGGGUAAGACAGAGGAUGAGAAUGAUAGUAAAGAUGAGGAGGGUAAGAUAGAGGAUGAGAAUGAUAAAACAGAUGAGGAGGGUAAGACAGAGGAUGAGAAUGAUAAAACAGAUGAGGAGGGUAAGACAGAGAAUGAGAAUGAUAGUAAAGAUGAGGAGGAUAUGAUAGAGAAUGAGGAUGAUAAAACAGAUGAGGAGGAUAAGACAGAGGAUGAGGAGGAUAAGACAGAGGAUGAGAAUGAUAGUAAAGAUGAGGAGGAUGUGGUAGAGGAUGAGAAUGAUAGUAAUGAUGAGGAAGACACGGCAGAGAAUGAGGAUGAUGAAACAGAUUAGGAGGACAUGACAGGGAAUGAGUAGAACAGAUAUAGAUAUGUUUAUUUAUUCUUAAACAUUUACAUGCAAUAGAUCUAAUCUCAAUAGGAUGCAAUUUCAAUUUGAAAUUUAAAACAGAUCCAUGAAAUUCAUUCAAAUACAUACAUUAUAUACAGACAAUGAUCAAUCAAUUUUGCAGCAAACACAUGGUUAAAUCACAGGUUUAAUACAGUUGAAUCAAAGUAUGGCUAAAAAAUCAGUAGUUAAUAAGUUAAAAAGGGUUUUAAAAACAAGUUAAAAUAUAGGUUAAGAAGGCUAGUAACAAUGUAACCUAGUGGAAGGCAUUCUUUUCUAACUUAACAUUCAAACGUAACAUAGAAACAUGAUACUUUUAAAAUGGUAACAUAGGCAUAACAUGAUAAAAAAUAAGCUAUAGUAUUGAAAAUAAAAAUAAAAAUACACAUACAAAUUACAACUCCUCAAAUUUUAACAUGCUAAUAUCAGAACAGUACACAGUUCUGCAGUGGUGCAGUUGGUUUUUGUACACAGAUGAACCAGAGAUACAAAAUAGGAUCAACUCAGCAAAUAGAUGUGUAUAUGCAUGCAAUAGGAUACUUUCAACCAAAUCUCUCUCUCACAAAACUAAAACUAGAAUAUACAAAACAA
This is a messenger RNA of Homalodisca vitripennis (glassy-winged sharpshooter), 1651 nucleotides long. RefSeq names its product glutamic acid-rich protein-like. Gene Ontology annotation, molecular function: ubiquitin protein ligase activity. NCBI's taxonomy places the organism in Eukaryota, Metazoa, Arthropoda, Insecta, Hemiptera, Cicadellidae. The coding region runs from base 347 to 1006 and encodes 219 amino acids. The transcript has 4 exons. The record is from RefSeq and is a predicted model, not a curated record. Gene Ontology annotation, biological process: protein ubiquitination.